UCAAUUUUCAAUUUUCAAAAAAUUGUUGGGGCGUUCGGACGGCGUCGCGCAUUGUCGCAGAAAUUGGUUGGGUUUACGUGUGUUGCAGAGCCAUGAACAAGUAAACAUAUAGGCAAUUGUCGCAUUGCAAAUUAAAUUUUUAUAAGUAUCGCAGAACCGAAACAGCGGUCUACAAGAGAUUUUAACGAAAUGGGUCGGUUUCGAAACCCGUGGAAAACUCGCGUGAAAUACUGAAAAGCCGGUAAAACUGCUGUGGGAAAACUGUUGUGCGAUAACCGGAGCAAGUGUUUUGUAAACGAAAACGGUAGCCAUACGAGCCAUUUAAUACGCAUACAAGCUGACCAACAACCAAUAACCAUUAACCAUUUACCAUCAAGAAAUCGUGAUAACAAAACGGAGGCCGCAAUUUUUUAAUUUUAAACGUCGUGUGUGAUCCUUUGGCAACAACAGCAACAAAAAAAAAAAACGAGUACAAGCAAUUAAGAUGCAUUUAAAGGAUUUACUGUAGUUGAAAAAACAAACAAUACAAGGUCGUUAAGGUCAAACGAUGCAAGUGACAAAAUCAAAAUUGGAGUAAAUAAGAGAAAAUGUUGAGAAAAGGAGAUACAUUCCUUCCCCGCGCCGCGUAAACCAACGGUAAAUCUUUCGAAUUGCGUGUCUGUGUGCGUGCGUGUUUGAGUGUGCGUUUUUUGGUUUUGUUUUCGUCUUCUCCUUGCGUUUUCUCCACCUUCAACUUUCCUAAUUUCUUCUACAAAAUCGAAAAAACGAAAAUUGCAUGAAUAACUAACAUUGGCGCCAAAAGAAGAUGAUGCUUCCAACUUUAAAGGAGCAAUGCGGAGCUGCGGCGGCGCCAAACAAAAUGUGGGGAUAAACCAGCGUCGGAGCCUUCUGGGAUUAUGCUAAAAAUGCUCAAAGUGCGAUAUAAAUUUUUAUGAGUGUACGCGUUGAAUUUUUACGACUGUCUGGGGCGGGGAAAAGAAUUAGAGAAAAUGCUCCAGGGAGGACGAUUUAAAACAAUACAAUAGCUUAAAGUGGCAACGGAAAUUGCAUGCAAGCAGAGGAGGCGUGGCACUGAACGCCCCCCACCGCACGUGACACGCACCGACACAGGAAAACUAAUAGACGCCAUUUUGUAGCGGUAAUUGGCAGGGCUCACGUAAGCAGCGCCAACUCCGUCUUAUAUAAAGAGCACCACCCAGAAAUCGCCAACUAACCACCCACUCACCUCAUCAUGGCCGUUAGCAACAUUGUCUGCGAGUGGCUGAGAGCUCUGGGCCUGGCCCAGUACGCCGAGAGCUUCCUGGACAACGGCUACGACGACCUGGAGAUCUGCAAGCAGGUCGGGGAUCCCGACCUGGACGCCAUCGGCGUCGAGAAUCCUGCCCAUCGACACAAGCUGCUGAAGAGCAUCCGAUCGCUGAGGGAGAAGGGCGCCGCCUCCGUCUACUUCAUGCUCAACGACCCGAACUCGCUGUCCGGCAGCAUGGAGAUCCUCUGCGAAACACCGCCCAGCAACGAACUGGAACUCGUCCUCCGCGAGCAACUCGAAACGGACGGAGUCCGACUCACGGCGCAUCCAUACUCAACACCGCCCUCGAGUUGUUUGUCCGACAAGGAGGAGGACGAGAUCUACGGAUUCGGCUAUGGCGUUUUCGCACCCAGAGUGGCGCGAGGCGGACUGACGCAACAGCAGCAGCUGCUGCAGCAGCAAACGCUGCAGACGCAGCAGAGCAUACAGCAGCAGCAGCAACUGCAACAGCAGCAGCAGCAGCAACAGUUACCAAUUGUGCCAGGUCAACAGCAACAGGCGGGAGCGCAUCAGCACCAGACUCUGCCGCCGAAUGUCGCCCAUCUGAACUUUGUGCAGCAAAACUGCCUGAGUCCACGCUCCGCUUACUUCUAUGAAUUUCCACCGACAGCUGAGGGUCGCGAGACAAAGAAACGCACCACGCUGGCCCGACUGCUGAAAGGCUUGAAGACUGUCAAUCGACGGGAUCGGAACAAUCAGCAAAAUGGCGCCCAGGCCAGGGCGGCCAACGAUCGUCUGCGGCACUUUCAAAUGAUAAACGGCGGCGCCGGCGGACAGCAGCACAGUUUCGAGGAGACAAUCCACAGGCUGAAAGUACAGGAGGCCAUGAGGAAAAAGGAAAAAUUUCAGCGUGAGCACGAAGAGAUCCUGCGUGACAUUCGACAAGGACUGCUGCAAAUGAGUCGCGGAGAAGGACGCAUGGACGAUACGUACAUGUACGACGAGGCGCUGCGGACGGGCGGCGGCAUGGGGAUCGCCGGCCUGGGCAUGCCCAUCGGAGUGGGCGGCGGGGGCGGAGGAGCGGCCCAUUACGCGGUGAGUGCGCUGCACCAUCAAGGUCACUGGUACGACGAGCCGCCCUACGAGAGCGAUCCCGACGACUUUCUCAUGGGCGGGCUCAACUGCGGACCAGCCGCCACAAUUCAGGGUGGCCGUGUGCGCUUCUCGAACAACCGCGAGAGCACGGGCGUAAUUUCAUUAAGAUCCGCCGGAGAUAUUUCGCUGCCGCAACGCGGACCGCCCCGCCGAGGUCUUAUCGUGCCGCAGCAGCCGCCAAAUCCGCCGACAAUAAUACCGUUAACGCACGCCAGAUCUCACGAUCGCGAAAGCGGCGACUACGCGGGCUCCAUCUCAGACCUCCAAAGCGUUACCUCCAGACUCAGUGCGGUGUCGAUCGGCACCAACAACUGCACGGCGCGCUACAGGACACUGAGCGGCGGAGUCGGGGAGUCGCCGUCGCUGUCGCCCAGUCCUUCCUCGGAUUACGAGGACAUCGGCGUGACCCGGGGUCACGGCUGCCUGCCACCCAGCCUGCUGGCCGCGAAGGCCAAAAAGAACGGACUGCCGCACGGCAAGGCGAACACCAUUUGCCAGAAGGCCACGGUGCAUCAUUCGGGCGAGAUGCGUAGCUCGGCGAAGGAAAUUGGCGCAUUUAAUGAGAAUGGACGAAACUUUGUUGCCACAAAGGAUACGUCGAGGGAUUUCAGCAAUUCCCAAGAUAAUACCGACCGUGGCAGCAUGAGCGAUCAGGCGUUUGCCUGUUCGGCCAGCUCCGUGGAAAGUUUGCCCAGCGCUUCCGGUUCGAGCACUCAGGCGCUAGUUCGUCCUGGCAGUCCGCACAGCUCCAUUUCGGCCGAGGAUCGCACCUCGAUGGCCAGCUGCAUCUGCAAGGCCAAGGCCCUCGUGGACAGCCUGCCCAAUCCCUACGACAAGGAGGCCCUCAAAUUCAAGAAGGGCGAGCUCAUCGACGUGCUGUCUAUGAACGCCUCGGGCAUCUGGAAGGGCCGCUGCCACGGCCGCGUGGGCCACUUCAAGUUCAUCAACGUGGAGGUGCUGCCGGAGCAGCGCAUGAAGAACUCGAGCAGCAAGACCCUGGCCCCCGGCUCCCGGCUGGCUAAUCCCGGCAACGGCAGCCACAACGGAGGACCCUGCUCCGUGGAGGACCUGCUGAUCCGCAUCGGCCUGAAGGAGUACACCUCCGUGUUCGUGCUCAACGGCUACGAGGACCUGGAGCUGUUCAAGGAGCUGGAGCCCGCCGACCUGGACUACCUGGGCAUCCUCAACCAGGAGCACCGCGCCAAGCUGCUGACGGCUGUGCAGCUGCUGCACGACAUUGAAUGCUCCGACGUGGACAUAGCCGGAUCCAGCUCCGAAAACGAUGAGGCCCGCCUGAACAACAUAAACAUCAAGCACGGAGCCUCGCCCUUCGGACGGAGGCACUUCCCCCGCGACUCGGGAUGCUACGAGGGAUCCCCGCUGCCCAGCUCGCAGACGCCCACGCAGGCGGUGAACUCGACGGACGAGUCGAACAGCCUGGACGACGUGGUGACCAAGUGCUCCAGCGAGAUCAUGAAGCGCGUGGAGAGCGCCCGCCGCUGCAAGGACAACCCGUUCAAGGCCACCCUGCCCGGCGGCGGGCGGUUGGGCAAGAAGUCCUUUCUCGGCGGCAACGGCCUUAUGGCGGACGAUACGCUCACGCGUGGAGGGCUUAGCGAGAAGUCGAGCGAUUCGGGGGUCAGCAGCAGUUCGCUAUCGUCGGGUCCGCUGAAGAGCAGCACUUAA
Messenger RNA from Drosophila ficusphila, 4090 nucleotides. RefSeq lists its product as uncharacterized. Gene Ontology annotation, molecular function: protein binding. The transcript is spliced from 18 exons. The record is from RefSeq and is a predicted model, not a curated record. Lineage: Eukaryota; Metazoa; Arthropoda; Insecta; Diptera; Drosophilidae. The coding region runs from base 1232 to 4090 and encodes 952 amino acids.